CUACACACUCUAUUGCCCCAGUACUGCUGUUCUUACUCCAAGCUUAUCAACAGCAGGGGCAAUGGAAACACUCCCCUACUACUUGACCUCCAUCACAAUUGCCAUCCUACUCACACUCAUCAUCAACCUCUUCUUCUCUGCAAUAAACAAUAGAAGCAAUAUUGAAAGCAAGAAGCUUCCGCCGAGCCCGCCGUCGCUGCCGAUCGUCGGCCACCUGCACCUGCUGAAGCGCCCGCUCCACCGCGGCCUCGCGGCGAUCACCGACCACCACGGCCCCGUCCUCCUCCUCCGCCUCGGCUCCCGCCCGGUGCUCGUGGUCGCGUCGCGCGGCGCGGCGGAGCAGUGCUUCAGCGCCGCGAACGACGUGGCCUUCGCGAACCGGCCACUGCUCCCGUCGAUGAAGUACCUCACCCACGACUACACCACGCUGGCGUUCGCCAACUACGGGCCCCUGUGGCGCAACCUGCGCCGCAUCGCCACCGCCGAGGUGCUCUCGACGCACCGCCUCACCGCGUGCGCCGCGUUCCGCACCGAGGAGGUGCGGGGAAUUGCCCGGAGGAUCUUCUCCGAUUGGAACGCGAACAAGAAUGACGAGUCGUCGUCGUUCACCAAGGUGGAGAUGAAGUCGAGGUUGUUCGAUCUAGCACUGAAUGUGAUGAUGAGGAUGAUAGCAGGGCGAAAGUACACCUUCUCACAAGGCGAGGGAGUCGGAGGGUCGGAGGCCGCGAAGCGAUUCAGGGAGAUGGUGGAAGAGACCUUCUUGUUGGCCGAUUCGGCUUCAAACUUAGGAGACUUUCUACCCAUGCUAAGGUGGUUUGAUAUCGGAGCACACUACACACUCUAUUGCCCCAGUACUGCUGUUCUUACUCCAAGCUUAUCAACAGCAGGGGCAAUGGAAACACUCCCCUACUACUUGACCUCCAUCACAAUUGCCAUCCUACUCACACUCAUCAUCAACCUCUUCUUCUCUGCAAUAAACAAUAGAAGCAAUAUUGAAAGCAAGAAGCUUCCGCCGAGCCCGCCGUCGCUGCCGAUCGUCGGCCACCUGCACCUGCUGAAGCGCCCGCUCCACCGCGGCCUCGCGGCGAUCACCGACCACCACGGCCCCGUCCUCCUCCUCCGCCUCGGCUCCCGCCCGGUGCUCGUGGUCGCGUCGCGCGGCGCGGCGGAGCAGUGCUUCAGCGCCGCGAACGACGUGGCCUUCGCGAACCGGCCGCGGCUCCCGUCGAUGAAGUACCUCACCCACGACUACACCACGCUGGCGUUCGCCAACUACGGGCCCCUGUGGCGCAACCUGCGCCGCAUCGCCACCGCCGAGGUGCUCUCGACGCACCGCCUCACCGCGUGCGCCGCGUUCCGCACCGAGGAGGUGCGGGGAAUUGCCCGGAGGAUCUUCUCCGAUUGGAACGCGAACAAGAAUGACGAGUCGUCGUCGUUCACCAAGGUGGAGAUGAAGUCGAGGUUGUUCGAUCUAGCACUGAAUGUGAUGAUGAGGAUGAUAGCAGGGCGAAAGUACACCUUCUCACAAGGCGAGGGAGUCGGAGGGUCGGAGGCCGCGAAGCGAUUCAGGGAGAUGGUGGAAGAGACCUUCUUGUUGGCCGAUUCGGCUUCAAACUUAGGAGACUUUCUACCCAUGCUAAGGUGGUUUGAUAUCGGAGGGGCCGAGAAAAGGAUGAGGAAAUUGCUGAAGGAGAGAGAAGAGCUGAGCCAGAAGAUUGUCGACGAGAAGAGGAGAGAAAGCGAGGAGGAGAUCAAGAAGGAGCAGACUAUGAUCGGAGAUCUGCUUGAGUCGCAGAAGCAAGAUCCUGAUUUCUAUACCGAUGAAACCAUCAAAGCACUUGCCUUUAGCUUGUUAUCAGCGGGAACGGAUACGACGUCGAACACCAUCGAGUGGGCCAUGUCGCUCCUCCUCAACAAUCCUGAAGUCCUGAGAAAAGCGGCGACGGAGAUCGACGUUCGUGUGGGCACCGAUCGCUUAGUGGAGGAGUCGGACAUCGCGAACCUCCCCUAUCUCCGCUGCGUCUUCACCGAGACUCUCCGCCUCUACCCCGGAGGGCCCCUCCUCGUCCCCCACGAAUCUGCGACGGAGCUAACCAUCGCAAACUACACCGUGCCGCAAGGCACCAUGCUACUGGUCAAUGCCUACGCCAUCCACAGAGACCCCGCUGUAUGGCGCGAGCCUACGAAGUUUAAGCCGGAGAGGUUUGAAGCUGGGAGAGAAGAGAAGGGGUGGAUGAUUCCGUUCGGGAUGGGGCGGCGACGGUGCCCCGGGGAGGGCCUCGCCACGCGGGAGGCGUCGCUGUUGCUCGCGACGAUGAUACAGUGUUUCGAGUGGAAGAGAGUUGGGGAGGAGGAGGUGGACAUGACUGAAGGAAUGGGGCUGACUCUGCCCAAGGCAUUGCCUCUGGAAGCACUGGUUCGGCCGCGCCCGAACAUGAUCGAUUUACUUUCCAAGCUCUAAAUGCAUAUCAUGAGUUGCAUUUCACAAACGCAGGAAUAAAAGAAACUAUAUAUGAAAGCUAGUACAGCAGCACCAGACCACUGGCUUGUAUGCGUACGUUAAGGGGUGAUGAACUACUAUAGUACAUCUCUGGUAAUAGUAUGAUCGUUUAUGUAGUUUCCUAUGUAAACCUUUCAAAGUAUCUGCCUUUAUUCAAGUUCGUUUUUCCUU
Messenger RNA from Ananas comosus (pineapple), 2671 nucleotides. RefSeq names its product isoflavone 2'-hydroxylase-like. The coding region runs from base 62 to 2461 and encodes 799 amino acids. The transcript has 5 exons. The record is from RefSeq and is a predicted model, not a curated record. Gene Ontology annotation, molecular function: iron ion binding; monooxygenase activity; oxidoreductase activity, acting on paired donors, with incorporation or reduction of molecular oxygen. Lineage: Eukaryota; Viridiplantae; Streptophyta; Magnoliopsida; Poales; Bromeliaceae.